AGAGAUCCAUAUCAAACUUUAUCACCCGGCUCGCAUUCCGAUCAUCUUCGUUUACGAAUACAUACGAAAGUAAGGAAUAGUGAGAACGCUAGAUACGUAUGGCUAGUGUUGCUAUGUUUAUCUUGUUAGAUUCAUCGUGCCCCUGCUACUAUGGCGACAUGGGAGACCACUCUCCUCAUCCGAUGUGUUUCCCACGCAGACGUGCGGGUACCGCCGGUCCAUGCGCGACUAUUGGAGGUAUUCCGGCGAGAUGUGUUUUCUUAUAUGCCUUCAUCGCUCGAAUAAUACGAGCGAUGUCGAGCCCAACGUCGAUUUUAGUCCAAGGCACUGUAAAAGAUCAGGCAAAAGCUUGGGCACUAACGAGGCUCUGACCUGGUUCCAGCUUGACAGAUCACCUGAACGACAGAAUCGUCGCUUGCUUUGGUAUGCAUUUUUAGGAGCUCGUCAGAGCGGCGGAAACUGGGGAUGCGUG
Messenger RNA from Colletotrichum godetiae, 472 nucleotides. RefSeq lists its product as uncharacterized. The record is from RefSeq and is a predicted model, not a curated record. NCBI's taxonomy places the organism in Eukaryota, Fungi, Ascomycota, Sordariomycetes, Glomerellales, Glomerellaceae. The transcript has a single exon. Bases 99 to 371 code for a protein of 90 amino acids.